AUGUCCGCUGCUUCCAAGUCGAUCGAUGCGAUGCUGAAGCCGCUCCUGGUCGGCGGUCGGUGGAUGUCGAACCGCUUCGUUAUGGCUCCGCUGACGCGCUGCCGCGCUGACGACAACCACGUACCCACCGCCGCGAUGGUGAAGCACUACUCAGACCGCGCCUCCAUGGGUCUCAUUCUCACGGAGGCAACGCAGAUUCACAAAGGUUACUCUACCUUUGCGCACGAGGGUGGCAUCUACGGCAAGGAGCAGGUGGACGGCUGGAAGAAGGUGACGGAUGCAGUGCACGAUAAGGGCGGCAUCAUCUUCUGCCAGAUCCACAAUGGUGGCCGCUCCACAGUUCCCUCGAACGUGGACGAGGACGUGCGCAUCGUUGCGCCAUCUGCGGUCGCCAUCACCGGCCACAAGUGCGCCGGUUCCUUCGCGCGGAACGGCAAGACGCAGCCGUACCCUGUGCCGCAUGCGAUGGCUGCGGAGGAGAUCGCGAGCUACGUGAAGCUGUACGCGGCUGCUGCUCGCAACGCGAUCGCGGCCGGGUUCGACGGUGUAGAGGUGCACGGCGCGAACGGGUACCUGGUUGACCAGUUCCUCAAGACAAGUUCGAACCAGCGCACGGAUGAGUACGGCGGCAGCAUCGAGAACCGGUGCCGUUUCCUGUUCGAGGUGUUGGAUGCUGUGAUCGAGGCGGUUGGCCGCGAGCGCGUUGGUCUCCGCAUCUCGCCUCUCAACAGCUUCAACGACCAAAGCGAUGAGAACCCGGAGGCGUUGACGCGGUACAUCUGCUCGCAGCUGAACUGUCGCAGGAUUGCCUUUCUGGACGUGGUGCGCGGUGACUUCUUCAGCCCUGCGCGCGGUGCGGACAAGUGGGCACGCGAAGAGUACGAGGGCGUGUUGUUCACUGGCAUGGGCUUCGAGAUAGAGGAAGCGGCGAACACGGUAGAGAGCGGUGCUGCCGAUGCUGUUGUGUUUGGCACAAAGACGCUUGCAAACCCUGACUUGAUUGCACGGGCGGUCGCUGGCGCGCCGCUGAACAAGCCUGAUUUUGCGACGUUCUACACGACUGGCGAGGCAGGCUACAACGACUAUCCGUUCAUGGAGUGCUCUUCUUGCCUGCCCGCUUCCCCGUCGGGGGCGCAGGAGGCGCCGCCACAGCAAUAG
Molecule: messenger RNA, 1158 nt
Organism: Leishmania major strain Friedlin
Lineage: Eukaryota; Euglenozoa; Kinetoplastea; Trypanosomatida; Trypanosomatidae
Product: putative NADH:flavin oxidoreductase/NADH oxidase
Exons: 1
Coding region: 1-1158 (385 amino acids)
Molecular function (GO): oxidoreductase activity; FMN binding
Source: RefSeq, a predicted model, not a curated record